CUCAUUGAUGCUGUCUGCUUCAAAUCUUGAUCAUUAUGGACGAGGAAGCGCCGGUCAUCUACGGGCUUGAAUUUCAGGCUCGGGCACUUACUGCACAGACAGCAGAGACAGACAGUAUACGUUUCCUGGUGGGCACACAGUCACUGAGAGCUGAAAACCAGAUUCACCAUAUUGACUUUGAUGAUGAAAACAAUCUCAUAAACAAAAAUGUCUAUGUCCAUCGUGAAGGAGAAAUUUGGUCUAUGAGUGCAUCAACUUUUGACAAGACUCUACUGUCGACAUGUUACAAUAACACUGCAGAUGCCAAGUCUGAGCUGCGAGCUGCUGUAUGGCAGCUCCCAGAGAGCUUCAACUCAAGCAAUGUGGUUGAUGACCAGUCCAACUCCCAUGAAUCACUGCAGCUUGUGUGUCACCUGGAUACCAGCCAGUUCGGGGAUAUCAAGGGGACACUGUGGCACCCGGCAGGGGAGAGUCACACGGUUGUGGGGGUCAUGGACACACACAUUGUACAGUGGGAUCUCGACAGUGCUGCUUCCACAGCCAAGUUGAUUGGAUCCACCAUUGUGGAGGGGCGUGGUCAUCCAAAGCUGACAUGUGGGCGAUGGAACCCACAUCACAACUGUUCUCAGAUUGCCACAGCUAACGACACGUCCAUACGAGGCUGGGACCUGCGCUCAAUGAAACAGGUGUACCACAUGGAGAACGCCCAUGCCCAGCUGGUGCGAGACCUGGACUUCAACCCCAACAAGCAGUACUACAUGGCCACGUGUGGGGAUGACUGUAAGGUGAAGUUCUGGGACACACGCAACGCAACAGAGCCACUCAUGGUCUUCUCUGAACAUUCUCAUUGGGUGUGGACUGUCCGCUACAACCACUUCCAUGACCAGCUUGUCCUCACGUCCAGUAGUGACAGUCGGGUCGUCCUCAACAACAUUGUGUCCUUGUCCUCUGAACCAUUUGGCCGAUUGGUUGAGAAAGAUGAUGAAGACAGUGAGGAUGAGGAUGAAGCAGAGGACAGACCAAGAGAACCCCCAAAGGAUGGCGUUAUAUCUACAUAUGAGGAGCAUGAAGAUAGUGUUUAUGCUGUUGACUGGUCAACUGCAGACCCCUGGGUAUUUGCAUCUCUCAGCUAUGAUGGGGUUUCGCGUCUUGUCAUUAACCGAGUGCCUCGCACAGAGAAGUACAAGAUCCUGCUGUAGACUGAUGGAGAAACAGCACACAGGACAACCAAGUGUAUAUGUAUCAUAGAUAUAUAAACACAUUCCGUGGUGAUUUGUUUCCUUAAGAGAAACAAUGGGAAGUACCUGUCAUACACAUUUCUGUAAGACAGGACAGAGGACAAUGUUGCCAGGUUAAUCAUUUGUAAUCAGUGGAAACAAUUAAGUUGUUCACUGGUCACGAGGGGGACAUGGGUUGAUGUACCCUCUAUUUUUGUUUAUGUUCCCUACAUCAACCCAUGGGCCCCAAGGGACCAGUGAACAACGCAUUUAUCUUACCGAACACCUCAAUGUUAAUUUUGAACUGUUGAAGCACGGGUAUUGGAUCAUAAUAAGAAGUAUCAGAGUUUGGCAAUUAGGCAAUACUAGAUUGUCAGAUGACAAAGAAUCUAGCAGACAAGAAAAACUAAUUUAGAGUUAUCUCCCUUCCGUUAAUUUGUAUUCACAAAACAUCCGUAAUUUCCGUACAGCAUUCUUGACUCAAUUAUUCAAGAUGAAGAAUUACUAACACAAAGUACCAAAUGAAUUCCCCCAGUUUGCAGGGGUGGAUCCAGGUUUGGGAGGUGGUGGUUUGGUUUGCACAUAAAUCAUGAAGUCCAAAGGUUAGGGGGAAAUGAUCCUCAGCGAAAAAUGUGGGGGUAGUGCGUGCGUGUGUGUUUGCGUAAGCAGGCUACAUUGAAAAUAACAGAAGAGCAAUCAGCAAAUGACAUUUAUGUGUGAGGUAAGAUCAAAGAGAAUAUCUUUUUCAACCUUUCCUGGACAAGUUGUUUCACUGCAUUGUUGUUCUGUGUACAUUGUAUAUGUUGUAUUGUAUAGACAGGGGUUGUACCCUUGAUAAAAUGCUUUUUAUUCUGAAUAAACUCAGAAAUGUAUAGCCUGUAAAUAUAUAGUCCCAGAUUAAAGGGGUACAAUGUG
Haliotis rubra (blacklip abalone) is the source of this 2132-nucleotide messenger RNA. Its product is annotated as EARP and GARP complex-interacting protein 1-like. Gene Ontology annotation, biological process: protein ubiquitination. The record is from RefSeq and is a predicted model, not a curated record. Gene Ontology annotation, molecular function: protein binding. NCBI's taxonomy places the organism in Eukaryota, Metazoa, Mollusca, Gastropoda, Lepetellida, Haliotidae.